UCUCUCAGGCUCUGAGGCAGGGUGUGAGGAAAGUCCUGACCUCUUGUGAGAACCGGGGCUUCCGUUCCGUUGCCUUCCCUGUAGUUGGAACUGGUGAGGUUCUCCAGUUCCCUCACAACGUGGCAACGCAGGUUCUGCUAGAAGAGAUCCGUCGGUACGAGCAGAACCGAGCGAGCAGAACCCCCUUCCUUAUCCGCAUUGUCGUCCAUCCCAAUGACAGAGAUUCUACCAAGGCUUUUCAGACUGCCCAGAAUGCUAUGCAUCUCAGAGGGUUCAUAUUGGGUGCUCGACCAGAGCAAGACAUCAGGAUUGUGCUGCUGGGUAAAACUGGAGGAGGUAAAAGCAGUGCUGGAAACACCAUCUUCGGACAAGAUGAUGUAUUUCUCGUAGACAGUUCCUCCACCUCCGCAACACAAAUAUGUGAAGCGCAGACCAAGAACAUCAAAGGAAGAAACAUCACCCUGAUUGACACACCUGGAUUAUUUGACACUGACAUCCCUAAAGAGGAGCUGAAACCUAAAAUAGUCAAAUGUAUAACAGAGUGUGCUCCGGGGCCGCAUGCCUUUCUCAUUGUACUGAAAGUGGAACGGUAUACAGUUCACGAAAAAGAAGCUGUAGCGAAAAUUGAGAAAUAUUUUUCACCAGAGGCCUUCAAAUAUGCCACAGUCCUCUUCACUCAUGGUGAACAACUCAAUGGUUUGACCAUUGAGAAGUUUGUCCAACAGAAUUAUGAACUGAACAAGCUUGUGGAGAAAUGUGGAGGCCGCUGUCACGUCAUUGACAACAAAUAGUGGAACACCAAUCAGCAGGGUCAGCACAGCAACCAGUACCAAGUAGCAGAGCUACUCAACACCAUAGAGAAGAUGGUGAGAGAGAACGGAGGAGGAUGCUACACCAACGAGAUGCUCCAAGAGGCAGAGAGAUUAAUACAAGCAGAGAUGGAGAGUCUUAGGAAGGAGUUAAAAGGCCAGAUGUCAGAGGAAGAGAUGAGAAAACAGGCUAAAGAAAGAGCGAGAAAGAAGCUCCUGAUCAAAUUAUCAGGGAUUGUAACAGGUGCAGUGGUAGGAGCUCUACUUGGGGUGUCAAUGCUGAUAAUGCUACCACUCACACUCGCUACACAACCAUUGCUCCAUUUAGUCAAAAGUCAGAUAGCAGCUUCAAUGACAGGGCCAGCAGUUGUGGCGGAGGUAGCAGGACCAGCACUUGCAGCAGAGACAGGGGCGACCAUGGGAGUGGGUUCAGGGAUAGGCAUAGGAGCAGGGAUAGGCAUAGCUGUAGGAGUUGUUGCUGGAACCGCCGCAACAGCAGGAGCGGUAAUAGGAGGGAUAGUAGGUGCAACUGCAGCAGAGGAGGCAGAGACAGUACAGGAGGCAGCAGAGAAAGCAGCUAGUGCUGUCUACAAGGAAGCUAAGGGUCUUUAUGAAAAAGCAGAAAACCUUUUGACAGGGUGCAGUAAGUCUAAGUAGAUGAGAUAUACCUGAAACCAUUGCAUGAUGGCAACAUGUGUUUCAAUAUCUAAUAACUAUGUAGACAACAGUCAGUUCUGUAGCUCAGCUGGUA
This is a messenger RNA of Coregonus clupeaformis (lake whitefish), 1560 nucleotides long. Its product is annotated as GTPase IMAP family member 9-like. Gene Ontology annotation, molecular function: GTP binding. Lineage: Eukaryota; Metazoa; Chordata; Actinopteri; Salmoniformes; Salmonidae. The transcript is spliced from 3 exons. The record is from RefSeq and is a predicted model, not a curated record. The coding region runs from base 258 to 791 and encodes 177 amino acids.